Molecule: messenger RNA, 516 nt
Organism: Exophiala viscosa
Lineage: Eukaryota; Fungi; Ascomycota; Eurotiomycetes; Chaetothyriales; Herpotrichiellaceae
Product: ribosomal protein S18
Exons: 3
Coding region: 1-516 (171 amino acids)
Biological process (GO): mitochondrial translation
Cellular component (GO): mitochondrial small ribosomal subunit; ribosome
Molecular function (GO): structural constituent of ribosome; small ribosomal subunit rRNA binding
Source: RefSeq, a predicted model, not a curated record
AUGUCGUACAAGCUCGGUUCUCGCCUGGGCCUGCAGCUAUCUAGGGCAAACGCGACGGCGCAGGCUUCAUCCCUCACCCAGACGUUCAAGCGAACAGCAGCUGCUAGCACGCACCUCGAAAGGGUGAGAAACGAAACUCAAAAGGAGGAGGAGAGAUUUGCGCUGUCACGGAAUUUGUCGCGGAAUUGGAGAGCAGGCGAUGUUUAUGCGCCUCAUGAUUUGAGUGGUGCCGAAGCUCGCAAAUGGAAAAAGCGACAUCGACCUACGACAGAUCCCUUCGAUGCGCUAUCUAUUAAUCCCCUCUCUCUGUAUAAGAACUUUUCAAUCAUGUCCGAAUAUAUGACCGAAAUGGGACGUAUCCGACAUUCCAAAUCUACUGGUCUACGGCCUGUCAACCAAAGGAAAAUCUCAAAGGCGAUCCGAAGAGCGAUCGCACUCGGUCUUAUGCCCAGUGUACACAAACAUCCGGAGAUUCUCAAGAAAGAUUCGGAACUCCAAAAGCUGGGAUACAGAUGA